Molecule: messenger RNA, 1479 nt
Organism: Trichoderma asperellum CBS 433.97
Lineage: Eukaryota; Fungi; Ascomycota; Sordariomycetes; Hypocreales; Hypocreaceae
Molecular function (GO): nickel cation binding
Source: RefSeq, a predicted model, not a curated record
CAGCUAUUAUCGCCCUGAUAAGAACCUGUGUCUCCCCUUUGAAAAGCUCUACAAGUCAAUAGUGCAAGCCAGGGAGCUUCAGUGCGCUAACAAUACCCAACCCUCUCUCCAUUCAGCUUUUUUUUGGUAGUAUAUAAAUCAGCCAAUAUCGACGUUGCACAUGAGAUUAUAGGACAUUGCACAUAAUACUUUCAACGAGGAACUCCAGAAGGAGAGGGGGGCAUUCACACAGCUUAUAGCGAUGGUUGGACUAUCAUGAUCUCACCAUUCCCCCGCUCAACGUCGCUCCCUGGCGAUGGGCGCAUCGUCGUGAGGCUUCUUCCAGCUGGUGGUAGUGGGCUUGAGACUAUCAGCUAUCAAUAUCCCCUCAAAUUGAUCUCGCCCUCGCCUACAGUGGAUCAGAAAAGCGCACUGGUCUUUCUCUUGUCAUACGGAGGUGGCCUAGUCGGUGGUGACGGCGUCAAUCUCUCUAUUCAUGUGCGCCGAGGGUCGAGCCUCAGUCUAGUCACACAAGGCCACACGAAGAUAUUCAAGUCUCCUUCGCCUGACGUCUUAACAAGCCAAAAACUACGAAUACAGGUGGAUGAAGAGGCCGCAGUCUGCCUCUUGCCGGACCCUGUCCAGCCAUUUGAAGACAGCGUAUACGAGCAGACUCAGGUUUUCAAUUUAGCCAAUCGAGCAUCACUUUGUCUUCUGGAUUGGGUGACACAGGGAAGAGGAGCGCGCGGCGAGGACUGGAGUUUCACGACAUGGACAGGCCGCAAUGAAGUCUGGACACAGGGAUCUGAGGCGGGGCAGAAGGGGAGACUGCUUAUCAGAGACAACAUCAUAUUGAAUCAGGAUGGAAGCAAGCUAGUUGGUUUACCGCUGAGGGACACGAUGCACAAAAUGAGCGUCUUUGGCACACUUAUACUUCGAGGGCCAGUCGUGGAGCCCCUUGGAGAUUUCUUCAUGGCGGAGUUCGCUGCGUCGCCGCGAAUCGGGUCUCGUGACUUUCGAUCAAAAGAGGACCAAGAGAAAGAAUCAGAGGAAAGAUCAGAGCUUGAGCGAUGGCGUUCACAAAGAAUAGACUUGGAAAACCAGCAGGGCAUCCUAUGGUCAGCGGCUCACGUCCGAGGAUGUGUUAUCGUCAAAUUUGGAGCUGCGUCGGUGGAGGCUGGACGGUCAUGGAUCGGGUCCAUGUUGGUUAGGGAGGGCAGUAUAGCGACAUACUUUGGGGACACCGCUCUCAUGUGCGUCCAGCCUUGAGAUGAUUUGACACUUUAUGAUACCUUGCACAGAUGCCACAUUGUAUAUACAUUCCAGGAGCCAACUGGCAGAAGAGAAAGACUAAAUAGCGUAUGUCGGAGUACAUGAAGCUCCGAGGGCUGUGUAACGUUUAUAGUUCCCCUUUCUUCUUUUCUUUUUGCACAUUCUGAUACCGAUUCAUGCUUUACACCAACAGCCACUCCCCUUACACCGCAGCCUGUUCUGUCUUCC